Nipponia nippon (crested ibis) is the source of this 3936-nucleotide messenger RNA. The record is from RefSeq and is a predicted model, not a curated record. NCBI's taxonomy places the organism in Eukaryota, Metazoa, Chordata, Aves, Pelecaniformes, Threskiornithidae.
AUGGCGGAGAAGCAGAGCCCCGUGGACUACGGCGUCCAGAUCCGCUUCAUCAAUGACCUGCAGGAGCCCCGGAGACCCCCCAAGGCGCGGGGCAAGCCCGGCUCCUACGGGGUGGCGGUGCGGGUGCAGGGCAUCGCCGGGCAGCCCUUCGUCGUCCUCAACAGCGGCGAGAAGGGUGGCGACUCCUUCGGGGUGCAGAUCAAGAGCGAGGGCUCCUACCCGAACGCCCCCACCGGCCCCCAGCCCUCCGGCUCCGUCAGCUCCGACUCGGACCUGCCAGAAAACCCCUACGCCGGCCGGCAGCCCCGGCAUGGCUCGUCCUACAGCACCUCGGACGAGGAGGUGAGUGGCGUCCCGGCGACCUCUCGGCAUGAGCCCAAACCUCCGCCGGGCAAGCGGCCGCUCGGGGAGGAGCUGCGGAGGACACAGUCCCAUGGGGAUCUGCUCGGUGCCGCCAUGGAUGAGCCCCUUGCCGCUGGCACUCCCCGGGCCAGCGGCAGCCGGCAGCACCGGGCUCUGGCCGGCGGCAAAAGCAGCAGCAUGUUGAACAUUGCGCCGGAGCGGAGCAAAGCCUCCAGCUCGAGGGCCAUGGCCAAGGACCCCUGCUCAGACACGGAGGCCACAGUGGAUGCCGGCGGCUGCGACGUGGACACCAAACCCCUCUGCUCGGUGGAUUCACUCAUCAGCAAGUUCGACGGGAAGGUGCAGCAGCGAGGCCGGGCGGCCAGGAGGGGCCGGAUCCCCUCGGAGGAGAGGAAACGCUCGCAGAGCCUGGAUGGCCGCGUCUCUCACCGCGACAUGCUGGAUGCCGGGGAGCUGAGCGGUGUCCAGCGCCGGGCCAGCGGCGUUCGCCCCCACCCCUCAGUGCCCGCCGGCAGCCUGAGCCGCCCAAGUGGAGCCGGAGGGAUGGAGGACGGGGGGACGAGGAGCCAGCAAGCGAACCGGGCCGUGGAGGAGCCCACGACUGAGCGGCUGCAGAGCAAAGCCCGGGCGGAGCUGCAGGUACUGGGGGGACUGGAUCCUGCUGGGAUCACAAGGGUCACCAGCUCCUUAACCAAGGGGGGCACCGGCACCAAGGCGAGCACCGGUGUCCUCCGGAGUGGUGGGACCUGCGGGGCGGCUCGUGUCCUUGCCGGAGCUGAGCUUUUUAAUCUCUCACAGCAGCUCAAAUCCACCCCGGACCUGCUGCGCGACCAGCGGGAGGUCGCCCAGCCCGGCAGCAGCGAGCACCCCAAGGAGCUCAUCUACAGCAUCCUGAAGGAAGGGAGCAGCGAGAGCGAAAUCUCCCUGAAGAGGAAAACUGCCCGGCUGCUUGAGAAGAUGCAGGAGCUGGCGGUGCCCGCUAAGGACGCGGUGUGUUCCCAGCCCCAGCACAGAGAGCUGGCCCGGAAGGUGGAGGAGCUGCAGGAGAAGCUCGAUGAGGAGACCAAGCUCCGCCAGAAGCUGGAGCUGACCAGGGAGCCGGGGAGGAGCGGCUCCGCUCGGGCCCUGGAAGCCCGGCUGCGGGAGGCCGAAGGGGAGAGCCAGCGUCUGCGGGCCGCCCUGGAGAAGAAAACCCAGGAGCUGCAGAGAAGUUUGCAAGAGCUGAGCGAGGUGAAAACAGCCAAGGAGCAGGCAGAGACCCGGCUGGGCGACUGCGAGGAGCAGCUGCUGGCCAUGCACCGACAGCUCGACCGCCUGCGCAAGGGCUCCGGCGCGUCCCCGGACAGCGAAGCCUUGUACAAGGAGCUGCUGGAGACCAGGGAGGAGCUGGAAGAGGCCCUGAGCUCCAAGCAGCGGCAGGAGGAGCAGCUGCGGCUGCGGGAGCGGGAGCUGACGGCGCUGAAGGGAGCCCUGAAGGAGGAGGUGGCCAGCCAUGACAAGGAGCUCGACCGUGUCCGGCAGCAGUACCAGAACGACAUGGAGCAGCUGCGGCGCAGCAUGGAGGGCAUCUCGCAGGAUCAGGCCGACCUGGAGUCGGAGAGGCAGAAGAUCAACACCGUGGUGAGGAACCUGCAGCGGGAGCUGGAAGAGAGCGCGGAGGAGACGGGGCACUGGCGGGACAUGUUCCAGAAGAACAAAGACGAGCUCCGCAACACCAAGCAGGAGCUGCUGCAGGUGAAGCUGGAGCGGGAGGAGUUUGAGGAGGAGCUGCGGGAGCUGCGGGAGCGCUUCGCGGCCGCCCGGGAGGAGGCGGACCAGGCACGGAGCAGCGCCGUGGACCCCGGCGAGCUGGAGGCACUCAGGAAGGAGCUGCGGCAGGCGCGGGAGGCGCAGCGGGAGCUGGCAGCGGAGAAGCAGAGCCAGGAGGAGCUGCUGCAGCAACGGGAGCAGGAGCUGGCGGCGCUGAAGGGCACCAUGCGGGAGGAGGCGUCCAGCCGCGACGGGGAGCUGGAGCGGUACCGCAGAGACCUGCAGCAGCUCCAGGAGGAGCGGGAUGAGGCCACCAAGGCAAAGGCAUCCCUGGAGAGCGCGCGGGAGGCGUCGGAGCAGGCGAGGAAGACGGUGGAGUCCAGCCUGCGGGAACUGCAGGAGCAGAACGACGACCUGAGGAGGAAGAUCCUCGGGAUGGAGACGCAGCUGAAGGAGUACGAGCGCUUGGGCGAGAACUGGGAGGGCUCUCAGGCACGGCUCAAGGAGAAGGUCACCAAACUGGAGGCAGGGCGCAGGCAGAUGGAGGAGUCGCUGGGCGAAGCCGCGGAGCGAGAGCAGGAGCUGCUGAUGGCCAAGCGGUCGCUGGAGACGCGCCUGGAGGAGGCGCAGCGGAGCCUGGCCCGGCUGACGCAGGAGCACCAGGAGCUGGGCGCGUCCUACCAGGACGAGCAGCGGCAGAAGGAGCAGCUCAAGCGUGCCAAGAGCGAGCUGGAGGAGCAGAAACGCCUGCUCGAUCGCACCACGGAGAAGCUGAACAAAGAGCUGGAGCAGAUGACGCAGGAGUCGCACAGCUCGCUGGCCGUGCUGAAGUCGCAGCUGGAGGAGUUCAAGGAGAAGUCACGAAAGGAGAUCACGGACUCCCAAAAGCAAGCCAAGGAUCGGGGCGCCGAGGUGGAAAAGAUGCAGUUCAGCAUGGGACAGCUGCAGGACGAGGUCGCGCGGCUGAAGCAAGCGCUACAGGACAGCCAGGCGGAGCGGGAGAGCACGCUGCUGGAUAAGGAGGUGCUGCUCCAGCGCCUGCACAACCUGGAGCAGGAGGUGGAGACCAAGAAGCGCUCCCAGGACGAUCGCUCGCGGCACGUCAAGGCACUGGAGGAAAAGUCCAAGCGCCUGGAGGUGGAGCUGGACGAGGAGAGGACCACAGUGGAGCUGCUGACGGAGAGGGUCAACCGGAGCAGAGACCAGAUCGACCAGCUGCGGGCAGAGCUGCUGCAGGAGCGCUCCAGCCGGCAGGACCUGGAGUGUGACAAGGUCUCACUGGAGAGGCAGAACAAGGAGCUGAAGAGCCGCCUGGCCAGCUCGGAGGGGCUGCAGAAACCCAGCAGCAACGUCUCGCAGCUGGAGGCGCGGGUGGAGGAGCUGCAGGACAAGCUGCAGGCGGAGGAGAGGGAGAAGAGCAUCCUGCUGUCCUCCAACCGCAAGCUGGAGAGGAAGGUGAAGGAGCUGACCAUCCAGAUCGAUGACGAGCGGCAGCACGUCAGCGACCAGAAGGACCAGCUGAGCCUGCGGGUGAAGGCCCUGAAGCGUCAGGUGGAUGAGGCGGAGGAGGAGAUCGAGCGGCUGGAGGGCGCCCGCAAGAAGGCGCAGCGGGAGCUGGAGGAGCAGCACGAGCUCAACGAGCAGCUGCAGAACCGCAUCAAGGCGCUGGAGAAGGAGGCUUGGCGCAAAGCUGCCCGCUCGGCCGCCGAUUCCUCCCUGCAAGACGACCAGCUCAGCUCGGACGAGGAGUUCGACAGCACCUACGGGCCCUCCUCCAUCGCCUCGCUGCUCAACGAGGCCAACCUCCAGGCCAGCUCCUGCUGA